Messenger RNA from Papaver somniferum (opium poppy), 2364 nucleotides. RefSeq lists its product as uncharacterized. Gene Ontology annotation, molecular function: RNA-DNA hybrid ribonuclease activity; nucleic acid binding. The record is from RefSeq and is a predicted model, not a curated record. NCBI's taxonomy places the organism in Eukaryota, Viridiplantae, Streptophyta, Magnoliopsida, Ranunculales, Papaveraceae. The transcript has a single exon. Bases 1 to 2364 code for a protein of 787 amino acids.
AUGUCUAUCAAGCUUGAUCUCUCUAAAGCCUUUGAUAGGCUUGAGUGGUCUUUUAUCAUUGUUGUUUUUGAAAAGUUGGGUUUCUCUGAUGAUUGGUGCCAGUUAGUCUUUCAGUAUAUCAGCACCGUAUCUUAUUCUGUUUUGGUCAAUGGUUCACCAAGUGAGUCUUUUUUGCCUUCUCGGGGAAUACGGCAAGGUGACUGUCUUUCUCCGUAUAUUUUCAUUCUUUGUAUGGAGGUUUUAUCUCAACUUCUCUCUAAAGCUGAGGAUGAAAAUCUGAUUCGGGGUUUUAGAUUUAGGCAAAAUAGUCCCUCUAUUUCUCACCUUUUUUUUGCAGAUGAUUGCAUGCUAUUUUGUAAAGCUUCUGUCACUUAUGCGAAGAAUAUCAUAAAGGUUAUUAAUGUGUUUGCAAAGGCGUCAGGUCAGGCAAUUAAUUUUGAUAAAUCUGAGUUUAUUACUAGUGGGAAUAUGCAUCAUAGACACAUCAAGAUUUUAUCUAAGGCCCUUAACAUGAAGUUUCUCAGUAGUUCCGAAAAAUACUUAGGCACGCCUUUGUUUAUUGGUAAGGAUAAAACUAAGUCUUUUAGUUUUCUCAUGGAUAAUUUCUAUGCCAGAUUAAAUUCUUCCAUAAAAUCCAAUUUGAACAUAGCUGGUAGAACUGUGGUUACAAAGUAUGUACUUUCUAGUUUGUGUGUUUAUCAUAUGGCAUGUUUUCCUCUUCCUAAAACAGUUACUAGUAAAAUUGAUUCGAUUCAACACACUUUUUGGUGGGCUAAAAAGAAUCCUAAGCAUGCUGCAUACUUUCGCUCUUGGGGUGAUAUAGGGAAAUCUAAACUUAAUGGAGGUCUGGGUCUUAAGAAUUCCUUUGCUACUAAUAGGGUUUUCAUUUGCAAGCUGGGCUGGAGAAUUUUGAAGAAUCAGGGUAGUUUACUUACUAGAUUUCUCAAGGAUAAAUACUUCCCUAACCAGAAUAUUCUAGAGAUUGAUAAGGCUGCUGAUUCCGCUUCGUGGAUGUGGAAAGACAUUAUUAAGGGGUUGAUCUUUAUAAAGGCUAACUCAGUGGUUAAAAUAAAUAAUGGGGUGCUUACUCCCAUUUGGAAUGCUUCAUGGAUUCCAGGGAAUGUUCUUCCUCCCUCUCCCAUGAAUACUGCUUGUAAUGAAUUUGUUUAUGUGUCUGAGCUUAUUGACUAUAAUCAUAACUUUUGGAAUGUUCCUCUUCUGAACCUCUUAUUCUCCCCAGAUGAGGUUAUUAGAAUUAAGUCUAUUAGAUUGAAUUUGUUGCAGUCGGACUCGCUUAUGUGGGCUCAUACUAGAAAUGGUAAGUUCACCAUCAAAUCUGCUUAUAGAAUUUAUAUGAAUGAUAUUCCUUCUCCUGAAGACUCCACUUUCUGGAGGAAAGUCUGGUAUAUUGAUUGUCUGCCGAAAGUUAAGUUUUUUAUGUGGAAAAUGUUUGCUCAUAUGCUCCCAGUUAAUUCCAUUAUGCAGCUUUACAAUCCUCAUGUGAAUGUUCUUUUCUCUUUCCGUAAUACUCAUGAUGAAACUAUGAUGCAUCUUUUUGUUAACUGCCCUGUAGUGUUGCGUAUUUGGUUCAGUCUUUCCCUUCAGCAUUUGAUAUCUACUGAUUUGGAUUGGGUUGAUGAUAUUUUCUUAUAUUGGCAUGAAUCAAGCCUGGGUGCUUCUCCUUUUAAAGUUGGUUGGCCUAGUGUAGGUGCUAUUGUUAUGUGGUCUAUAUGGAAGCUGCGGUGUGAUGUAGUUUUCAAGAGUGCUUCUCUGGAUAUGAACAAGAUCAUUGUUGAUAUCAAGAGAAUGUUAAAUUCUUACAUUGCUCCAAGGAUUACUGUUAUGAAUCUUGUACACAAUGUCAAAAUUCCUCAGUCCGAAGUGGAGAACUUUAUGUUUGUAGAUGGCUCUUUCAAGGAUUUUAAUUUUGGAAUUGAUGUUAUUUGGUGUGAUGCUGCAGGAAAUGUAAGAAAGGUGCACUCGAACUUUAGGUUUGUUCAAGAUGCAGUGGGAGCUGAAGCUGCUGCUCUUAGUUUUGCCAUCUCUUGGGCAGAAGAAAUGAAUCUUCCCAAAGUAGUGUUUGAUAGUGAUUGUCUCCAACUGGUGCAUUUUGUGAAUGGCCGCAACAUCUCUGUGGGCUGGAGAAGCCAAGACCUCUUGGAGCAAUGUCGGAGUUCUAUUUAUUGUUCUGUUUCCUUUAAUGUUAUGUAUAUAAAGCGGUUAAAUAACCCCUUAGCGGACCGUCUUGCGCGACGGGCUAGAAAAAACAAUAUUAAGGGUUUAUGGUUUUCUCUUCCAAAUUUUCUUGAUGGUGUGUUCAGGAAGAUAAACCUUAGUGUAAUUUGUAACUUCCUUGUUUCUUAA